Messenger RNA from Trematomus bernacchii (emerald rockcod), 4239 nucleotides. Its product is annotated as V-type proton ATPase 116 kDa subunit a-like. Gene Ontology annotation, molecular function: ATPase binding; proton-transporting ATPase activity, rotational mechanism. Lineage: Eukaryota; Metazoa; Chordata; Actinopteri; Perciformes; Nototheniidae. The record is from RefSeq and is a predicted model, not a curated record. The transcript has 22 exons. Gene Ontology annotation, cellular component: vacuolar proton-transporting V-type ATPase, V0 domain; plasma membrane; vacuolar proton-transporting V-type ATPase complex. Bases 125 to 2740 code for a protein of 871 amino acids. Gene Ontology annotation, biological process: proton transmembrane transport; vacuolar acidification.
GGAUGAUGCUUCUGAGUCUUGGAAAACCAUCUGCUCAGCAGGAAGAUGAUAGCAUCAAAGUUUGGCUGGAAGGUGGAGGUCCAGUACUUCUUUGUUCUAGUGGUGGUGGAGUGAGCUUGUCAUCAUGGGGGAACUGUUCAGGAGUGAGGAGAUGACACUGGCCCAGCUCUUCCUCCAAUCAGAGGCAGCCUACUGCUGCGUCAGUGAGCUGGGAGAACUGGGCAUGGUCCAGUUCAGAGAUCUGAAUCCUGAUGUCAACGUGUUCCAGCGCAAGUUUGUGAAUGAAGUGAGGAGAUGUGAGGAGAUGGACAGGAAACUGAGGUUUGUGGAGAAAGAGAUCAAGAAAGCUGCAAUCCCAACUGUGGACACUGGAGAGAAUCCAGAGGUGCCCUUUCCCAGGGACAUGAUCGACCUGGAGGCCACCUUUGAAAAGCUUGAGAACGAACUGAAGGAAAUCAACACCAACCAGGAGGCCCUGAAGAAGAACUUCCUGGAGCUGACGGAGCUCAAACACAUCCUCCGCCGAACGCAGCAGUUCUUUGAUGAGAUGGAGGAUCCCAACCUGCUGGAGGAGUCUUCCUCCCUGAUGGAGGGCAAUGAGGGGGGUCGAGGGGCCCCACUCAGACUUGGGUUUGUGGCCGGAGUGAUCAGCAGGGAGAGGAUUCCAACCUUUGAGAGGAUGCUGUGGAGGGUGUGCCGGGGAAACGUCUUCUUAAGGAAGGCAGAGAUUGAGGAUCCUCUGGAGGACCCCGCCACGGGAGACCAAGUCGUCAAAUCAGUGUUCAUUAUCUUCUUCCAAGGCGACCAGCUGAAGAACAGGGUGAAGAAGAUCUGUGAGGGGUUCCGUGCCUCUCUCUACCCGUGUCCAGAGACCCCACAGGAGAGGAAGGAGAUGCUGGCCGGAGUCAACAGCCGCAUCGACGACCUCCAGAUGGUGCUGAACCAAACAGAAGACCACCGUCAGCGAGUGCUGCAGGCCGCCUCCAAGACCAUGCGGGUGUGGUUCAUCAAGGUGAGGAAGAUGAAGGCCAUCUACCACACGCUCAACCUGUGCAACAUCGACGUCACCCAGAAGUGUCUGAUUGCUGAGGUGUGGUGUCCCGUCUCGGACCUGGACUCCAUCCAGUUCGCUCUCCGCAGAGGGACGGAGAGGAGUGGCUCCACAGUGCCGUCCAUUCUCAACAGGAUGCAGACCAAGCAAACCCCGCCCACCUUCAACAAGACCAACAAGUUCACGUCAGGCUUCCAGAACAUCGUGGACGCCUACGGCAUCGGGAACUACCGGGAAAUCAAUCCAGCUCCAUACACCAUCAUCACCUUCCCCUUCCUGUUUGCUGUGAUGUUUGGGGACAUGGGUCACGGCACACUGAUGACCUGUGCUGCCCUCUACCUGGUGAUCAGAGAGAGUCGCCUCGUCGCCCAGAAGAGUGACAACGAGAUAUUCAACAUGGUGUUUGCUGGUCGCUACAUCAUCCUGCUGAUGGGGCUCUUCUCCAUGUACACUGGAAUCAUUUACAACGACUGCUUCUCCAAGUCACUCAACAUGUUUGGCUCUGGAUGGAGCGUCAGGCCAAUGUUUAGCACAAAAGGAGCCAACUGGACGUUUGAGACACUCGAUGGAAAUCGGGUGUUGCAGUUGGACCCGGCUGUUCCUGGUGUGUUCAACGGGCCUUACCCACUCGGAAUUGACCCGAUCUGGAACCUUGCCACCAACAAGCUGACCUUCCUCAACUCCUUCAAGAUGAAGAUGUCUGUGAUCGUGGGCGUCACCCACAUGCUGUUUGGAGUGUCUCUCAGUCUCUUCAACCACCUGUACUUCAAGAAGCCUCUGAACAUCUUCCUGGGCUUCAUCCCUGAGAUCGUCUUCAUGGCCAGCCUGUUCGGAUACCUCGCCCUGCUGGUGUUCUACAAGUGGACAGCCUACGAUGCCUUCACCUCCAAGGACGCGCCCAGCCUGCUCAUCCACUUCAUCAACAUGUGUCUCUUCAACUACAAUGACCCCACUAACAAACCCCUCUACAGGGGGCAGAUGGCGAUCCAGAUUUUGUUAGUGCUGAUUGCCCUUUCAUGUGUACCCGGUAUGCUGUUUGUGAAAACGUUGAUGCUUCGGCGUCAGCACCUGUGGAAACUCGAAGUGUCCAAGAAGAGGGAAGAAACCCCUGCAGAGAAUCUAGAGCAGUCUUUAGAGCAAACAGGCGUUUCCUCAUCACGCUCCGGACUCACCCAACAGGGCACGCAGAAGUUCGGAGCGGUGCGGGUGGGCAACGGGCCCACGGAGGACGAGGCUGGCAUUAUGGACCAUGACCACCUCUCCCAGCACUCAGAGGAAGGAGAUGAGCCCUCAGAAGAAGAGCCGUUUGACUUUGGUGAUGUAGCUGUUCACCAGGCCAUCCACACCAUUGAGUACUGUCUGGGAUGCAUCUCCAACACAGCUUCCUACCUGCGCCUCUGGGCCCUCAGCUUGGCUCAUGCACAGCUGUCGGAGGUGCUGUGGACCAUGGUGAUGCACCUGGGUCUGUCUUCCCGCAGCGGAGCGGGGUUCUUCGGCCUGUCAAUCAUCUUUGCGGCCUUUGCCACGCUCACUGUUGCCAUCCUGCUCAUCAUGGAGGGGCUGUCAGCGUUCUUGCACGCCCUGCGUCUGCACUGGGUGGAGUUCCAGAACAAGUUCUACUGCGGCCAAGGCUUCAAGUUUUUUCCCUUCUCCUUCGAGAGCAUCCUGGAGGGACGGUUUGACGAGUGACCGGCCUCAGCAUGAGCCAGCAGAAUCCCCCCCACCCCUCCUCCUCUGUGUAUGUGUUUUGUGUGCAUGAACCAAAGUGCAGUCCGCUGUCACACUCUAGUGGUCAUUUGUGAAACUGUUAUUGUGUGUGAGCUAUAGUGUGGUCCUUGUGAAGGGUUUUUCCAGCGCACAUGUGCCAGGCUGUACCCAUACAGGAGCGUCUAUUGCUGGGGCACAGUACCCUCACUGUUCCCAGCUUUCAGUCUGUUCACCUCGCAGUAACAACAUCUCCUCUGCCAACAUCUAUACCACUGAACCUCUGCUGUCAAAUCCUGUCAAACUGCACCACAGUUUUGAUGGAGCAGGUUUUCUCAGAGUGGUAAAAUACUUCUAACCUGUGUUUUGUGACGGUACCCAACGCAUACUGCAUGUACAGCUUGGGAUGGUGAGGCAGUGGAAAAACCCUAUAAAGAUGAAUCUUCUGAAAAUGACUGGAAGUCCAGCUUUUACUCAUCUGAAUUCAGAUAAUCUACUUACCACCAUUGUAGAAAAUCCAGUGGUAAACUUGAAGUUUGAGUGUUGCUCUGUCCAAAAAAUGACAAAUUAUCAGACAGUCCAUGGGAAUAACAAUGAAUAUAAGAAUAACACAAGGUGGAAGGUCUGUCUAAACACUAAAGGUCAGAUGAAAGGUAUUUGAGAGAGAAAUAAAAACUGCAUUAUUAAGUUUAUAAGCCAACAUUUUGCUUCAUAUUUGAGGUGCAGUUUUUCUAAUCUGAGUAAUAACUACAAAUGACAGUCAAGUCCUAUAAACUGGUAUCAUUCAAUAAUGUGCUGCCCAUGUUGUGUGGCCAAAAUGAUGACAUAGCUCAACACUCAAGUGGGGUUUUUGCCAUGAAAUGUCGUAAAAAGACACCCAUAUAACCCCAACUUUAUAGAAUCAUAGUAUGGAUCAGAUAUAUGUGUUGCUUUUACCAUUAGUGUUAUAUUGGCAGAAGAUCAGGAAUGUCUUUGAUGAGAUGAAGACAGGGUGUCCUCUGAUGAUCUGCCACGUCCCUCUGCUCAUUCUGUGUUAUUGGUGUUGUAAACCAGUGGAAGAACUGAAGUCAUGCAUUUAGACAAAAGGGAAUUAUUCGGAAUGACUACCAGUUGCUUUAGAAACGUUACGACGAUAUUAUCAAAGACUUGUGACACAACUUCUUUCAUCUAUUGUUUUUUAAAUGUACAAUACUUUUCAAACAUAUCUGAGCUUUUUUUUAAAGGACAGUGUGCAAUACUUUGAACAAAUGAUAUAAAGGCCAACAUCUCUAUUCUGUUCAAACUGAGGCACAUUAGAAUCAUAGCAGCAAUCAAGUUAGUCUAAUGACAGUGUUUUCCAUUUUCCUUAUGUUAUGAUUACUUUUAAAGUGUUUACAUUAAAUGUUUUAAUGUAUUUACAUUGCAACGACACAUGCAACUGAUGUUGGUCAGUGACAGUGAUGUGGAAGUGUUUGUGAUCAAUAAUAAACAGACCUGGGGAUUCA